UGAGUGCAUACUUUUUGAUAGGAUGCUACAAGGAAAACCAUGGACUCAAUGAGGCUAUGCUGUGUGUUGGUGGUAUCGGUUGUGAGCCUGGUAAGAUUUCCAGCAUUGGUGGUGGGUGGUCUAAGAUGUGAUUUUCCAGCUAUAUACAACUUUGGAGACUCAAACUCAGACACAGGAGGCAUUUCAGCAGCUUUAUCAGAGAUUCAUACACCCAAUGGUGAAACCUUCUUUGGACACCCUUCAGGAAGGGCUUGUGAUGGUCGACUCAUCAUUGAUUUUAUAGCUAAGGAGCUGAAGUUACCGUACCUGAGUGCAUACUUGGACUCACUAGGUACAAAUUUUAGGCAUGGUGCAAAUUUUGCAACAGGUGGUUCAUCAAUUCGCCCAGGUGGUUAUAGUCCAUUCCAUCUUGGCAUUCAAACAUCCCAGUUCAUACAAUUCAAAUCUCGUACAACUGCUCUAUAUAAUCAACUCAGCCCCAACAGUAGAGAGACCCCACUACUUAAAGCACGGCUCUCAAGGCCUAAGGACUUCUCAAAGGCUAUUUACACAUUUGAUAUUGGACAGAACGAUCUUGGUUUUGGUUUUCAACACACAACAAUAGAAGAAGUUCGACUGUCCAUUCCUAAUAUCUUAAGCCAGUGGUCCCAAGCAGUGCAUCUAUUAUACAAGGAAGGUGCAAGAGUAUUUUGGGUACAUAAUACUGGCCCAAUUGGUUGCUUGCCAUAUACUGUUAUAUACCAAUCAAAGUCAGGUAAUCUGGACCAGAUUGGGUGUGUGAAGCCUCAGAAUGAGGUAGCUCAGGAGUUUAACAGGCAGCUUAAGGACAUGGUGUAUCAGCUGAGGGCACAGCUUCCUAAUGCAGCAUUUACAUAUGUUGAUGUGUAUUCAGCUAAAUAUGCUCUCAUUAGCAAUGCAAAGAAUGAAGGUUUUGUUGAUCCAUUUGAAUUCUGCUGUGGGAGUUUCUAUGGGUACCAUAUUAAUUGUGGGCAGAGAGCCACGGUUAAUGGAACAGUAUAUGGUAACCCAUGCCACAAUCCAUCAAUGCACAUUAGCUGGGAUGGCAUACACUACUCUGAUGCAGCUAACCUAUGGAUUGCAAAGAGAAUUCUCAAUGGUUCCUUAUCUGAUCCACCGGUUUCUAUUGGGGAGGCUUGUUAUCAUCCAAAUAAUUUGUAAGCACAUUGCAGUAUGUUAAUGACAGUUAUUGCUCAAUUUCUUAGAAAUGGUUAGGAGUAAGAUUUUCACAAUCAUAAAUGUUGGUGAUGUUGAACAUGUAGCAUUCAUCAAGUGAGCCGUAUCUCAAUCAUUAUGUCUUUCUGGACAAUCUGGACAUGUUGUGUCAAACGUUUGCUCUUUGAUAACUUGAUGUUGCAAUUAAGAAAACAUUUAAGACUUCAA
This is a messenger RNA of Quercus lobata, 1401 nucleotides long. Its product is annotated as GDSL esterase/lipase At3g27950-like. Gene Ontology annotation, molecular function: hydrolase activity, acting on ester bonds. The transcript is spliced from 5 exons. The coding region runs from base 40 to 1179 and encodes 379 amino acids. The record is from RefSeq and is a predicted model, not a curated record. NCBI's taxonomy places the organism in Eukaryota, Viridiplantae, Streptophyta, Magnoliopsida, Fagales, Fagaceae.